Molecule: messenger RNA, 4538 nt
Organism: Achroia grisella
Lineage: Eukaryota; Metazoa; Arthropoda; Insecta; Lepidoptera; Pyralidae
Gene: Ih
Product: potassium/sodium hyperpolarization-activated cyclic nucleotide-gated channel 2
Exons: 11
Coding region: 105-2456 (783 amino acids)
Biological process (GO): potassium ion transport; transmembrane transport
Cellular component (GO): membrane
Molecular function (GO): voltage-gated potassium channel activity
Source: RefSeq, a predicted model, not a curated record
AGCGCUCGCAGUCCUGCAACGAGGAGGGCGCGUUCUUCGGAGCGCGCGCGCUGCGCCGGCCGCGCGGCAAGGGAAGCGGCAGCCCGCCCUGCUAGGGGUACGCCAUGUCGCUGCGCAGCCUACACCGGCGGCUAUCGUCCGCUAACAACACAUGCGAGGAUGGUGGAGGCGCCGCAGCGACAUGCACCGGCGGGCGGGCGGCAUCGCUGCGACUCGCGAACGGGCGGGUGGCGGCGCAGUCCGCGGAACAGUUGCCCCACUCGCCGGCAGACUGCGCCUCCGUGCGCAUAUCCAUCGACAACACCAAUACGUGCUGCACCGACUCCCUCGUCACCGCCCUCGACGAUGAGACCCUACUGCUAGGCGACGCCGAUAUGUCGCUAAAGCAGGGCAGCGGCACCGGCAAGGUCCACUUCGGUGGUCUGGACGAUGUCUCCCUGUACGGCACGCCAGUGGAGCCCGCGCUGCCGGCUCCCGACGCCAAGCAAGGCUUCCUCCGCAACCAGCUACAAGCCCUCUUCCAGCCCACCGACAACAAACUCGCCAUGAAGCUCUUCGGUUCCAAAAAGGCUCUCAUGAAGGAGCGAAUCAGACAGAAAGCGGCGGGUCAUUGGGUCAUACAUCCAUGCAGUAGUUUCAGGUUCUAUUGGGACCUCUGUAUGUUACUACUCCUCGUGGCAAACCUAAUCAUCCUGCCAGUUGCUAUAUCAUUUUUCAACGAUGACCUCAGCACGCAUUGGAUCGCCUUCAACUGUCUUUCAGACACCAUAUUUCUUAUAGAUAUCGUUGUUAAUUUUAGAACAGGAAUAAUGCAGCAAGAUAAUGCCGAACAAGUGAUAUUAGAUCCCAAGUUAAUAGCGAAACACUAUUUGAGGACAUGGUUCUUCCUUGACCUCAUCUCUAGUAUACCACUAGAUUAUAUAUUUUUGAUCUUCAAUCAGGUAAACGAUUUUAGUGACAGCUUUCAAAUCCUUCACGCGGGUCGUGCUCUAAGGAUACUGCGGUUAGCGAAGUUGCUGUCACUGGUGCGGUUACUACGGCUCUCAAGGCUCGUCAGAUAUGUUUCACAAUGGGAGGAAGUAUAUAUCUUGCAGAAUCUUCAAAAAAAGCGCACGGAACGAAGGGGACGUCUCAGCUCCGACGUUGCCAAAAAGAAGGGUGACACCAAAAGCAAUCUGAUUUUUAAGUUCCUCAACAUGGCAUCAGUGUUUAUGCGGAUAUUCAACUUGAUCUGCAUGAUGUUAUUAAUCGGCCAUUGGUCUGGCUGUCUUCAGUUCCUCGUUCCUAUGCUACAAGGAUUUCCAUCAAAUUCUUGGGUCGCAAUAAAUGAGCUAGAGGAGGCAUCCUGGCUGGAGCAGUAUUCGUGGGCAUUGUUCAAAGCGAUGUCCCAUAUGUUGUGCAUCGGUUAUGGCCGGUUCCCGCCACAGUCCCUCACCGACAUGUGGCUCACUAUGCUCUCCAUGAUCUCAGGGGCAACGUGUUACGCGCUCUUCCUUGGUCACGCCACCAAUCUCAUCCAGAGUCUUGAUUCCUCGCGCAGACAAUAUCGAGAAAAGGUGAAACAAGUGGAGGAGUACAUGGCAUAUCGUAAAUUGCCUCGCGAAAUGCGACAACGCAUCACUGAAUACUUCGAGCACCGGUACCAGGGCAAGUUCUUCGAUGAAGAGCUAAUUCUGGGUGAACUGAGCGAGAAACUUAGAGAGGACGUUAUUAACUACAACUGCCGCUCGCUCGUGGCUUCAGUGCCGUUCUUUGCAAACGCAGACUCUAACUUCGUGUCUGACGUUGUCACUAAACUACGUUACGAAGUCUUCCAGCCAGGCGAUAUCAUCAUAAAAGAAGGGACCAUUGGAAACAAAAUGUACUUCAUUCAAGAAGGUAUUGUGGAUAUAGUAAUGGCGAAUGGUGAAGUAGCUACCAGUCUCUCCGAUGGUUCCUACUUUGGCGAGAUUUGCCUGUUGACUAACGCUCGCCGAGUAGCUUCCGUCCGCGCGGAGACCUACUGUAACCUAUUCUCAUUGUCCGUGGACCACUUCAAUGCUGUGCUCGAUCAGUACCCGCUAAUGAGACGAACAAUGGAGAGUGUCGCAGCGGAGCGGUUGAACAAGAUCGGCAAAAACCCCAACUUGGUGGCGCAUCGCGAAGAUGACACCACCUCUGAAGGCAACACGAUAAACGCGGUGGUGAACGCGUUAGCUGCGGAAGCGGAGCAUGUCAGCUUAUCGGACGACAGCGUAGCGCGCCUGUCGGAGCGGUCGUUGGGGCUGGCGCUGCAGCCACUACAGGCGGCGUCGUGCCGCAUGGCGGGCGUGGCGCUACCAGGGCUGGGCGUGGCCGCGGCUGCGCUGCCGCGUCCCAAGUCAGAGCACGACUUCAGCUCAGCGCAAGCACAGCACCCGCCCCUAUCGGCCGCCGGUGCCGCCUUCCAUAAGUCGGACGCGGGCAUCGCGCCCUGACGCCGCACCCUGUGCUAGGCCCGGAGAGUCCGGAGGCCGACGCCGACGAUAGCAAUACUAGGCUUAGUGCGAGCCGCCGCGCCGCGCCUCGCUAGUUGUAGCGUAGACACGAGUAUUAUAGCUGCGACUUCGCCGGGCGCGCCCGCAUCGCGCCGCCCGCUGAAUCUCAUUUUGUGAUCUUAUACUUAAUUCUCCUGUGUUAUAAUUUAGGUUAAAUUUUAUAUCAUUGACGCUGUGAGGAAUCGACGAAUACGCGACGUAUUCCGAUUGUUUAGAUAUACCUGUUAUAUAUUGAAGAAUGAUACUAUUGAAUCUUUAUAGAGAUACCUUGCCAUUAAAGAAAAAAUAAUUAUAUAGACUAGACUGAAAUGUAAAGAUAUCACUAUUUUAUGCUUUGUUGGCGUAUGAAAUAGACCUCUAUUGUUAAAGCGGAAUAUUUGAUCGCGAAAUAUGAACCUUCGAAGUGUAUAAACGUUCCUGAUAAUUAAUCAUGAUGAAUCGGAGAUGUUAUAAUUUGAAGUUAUUUAUAAAAAGGUCGUGAAAGAUCGUAAAGCACGGCGCGUAUUUGCAUAGCAUUGUAGGCGCACCGUGAUAAGUUGUUACUAUUUACAUCUUGUUAGGCGAAUGUUAGACAUAAGAAUAAAAACUCAUCAUAAUAUAGGUAUUCAAUUGAGAGAUGAACUGUUAAAUCUUUAGCUCGAGGAGACUGUAACUUUUUACACAUGUAUGUAGCGCGUGAGUGCGCGUACAGUGCUAACGCAGAUAUGCGCGCGCGCUCCGUGGACUGCACAAGCGACGCACAACUGAAUGAGCCUCACGCGCGUUUCCAAUAGCACAAAGUUGCUUUAUUCAUUUUAAUUAUAAGUAGUCAUAUCUACCGAUAAUCGACAUAAUUAGCGCAAACAGUUUUCUCGGUUUCCUAAGUAGAGGUGGAUCAGUAGCGCUUCGAAUCUUUUGAGAGUCAUUUCUUUGUGUAAAUAUUGUAAUAUCGAGGAUUCGCCUAGCGCGGUCGUUUGAUGGAAGUGUAAGCGGGCGCUCGUCCGUUCGCGCGAGCGUCGCGCGGUCCAGUCAAUUAUUCCGUGCGCGACGAGACCCAACGUCUCGGCACUCGAUGCACCACUACACUUCAUACUUUGUUUUAAUUGUAGGUGAAAAUAAUUUAUUGUCGAUAGUAAUCAUUUCGUAGAAUAAGUAGGCCGGAGCGUUAACAAAUUCGGACGAAUUACGUUAUGUGAUAGAGCAGUGAUUGCCUGCGCGCGCGCCGCUCGCCCGCCGGCUCGGCGACAACUCUCUGUAGAUUGUAGAUGAACUGUGCAUGAAGACAACGACAUGCUUCACUUUAUUCCAUCUCAAUUUAUUGUCUCUUGAUUCUUCAUUCCACGAUAGCCGUCUUAGUUGACUCAAACUAUUGGGUAUCACGCAACCGCUUACAAAGUUUUUACAUAAUAAUUUUAAGUUAGACUUUUUUUAACUAGAUACCUAAUUAUGAUACAUUACAAAUUUCUAUCUUAGCAUUGUUGAAGUGAGCUUCGUCGCCGAGCCGACUGCCGCGCGGUUCUGUUUUGGCACGAAUCAUCGUUGACUAUUUCUUAUAGUGUCAUGACAAUUUGUGAAGAUGGUUUUGCAAAUGUUGACUUUUUAGCCAAAAUAUAGUUAAUGAACGACGAACCAAUACGCAGUAGCUUACUUGUAGAUGAACGCAGCCUAGUACUCAGUUUGGCGACUAACACCAAUAGUUACUUUGUACUGAUAAGAUAUUUAUAUACAAUUGGUCUUAGCAGAGUGACUAUCUGUCAAUUUAUCUUAUAAAGAGAAAAUAUAAUUGCGUUAAGCUCUAAAGCAUUUAUUUACUCUUGUUUUACGUAUCUAACAUUAUCGCUUUUGUAAAUUAUAUAAAUUUUAUAGAAGAGAUCUAUUUUUAUUGUGAAGUUGAUCUACUGGAUGUAAGUAAAAUGAAAUCAAGAGUUCUUUUUUAAUCUGGACUGUUAUUUAUUAAAUAUUUUACUGAUUUCUGGUAUCUAUUUUCACCAAAAGUGCUCAUCGCUGUCAAGAAAAUUAGAAAAAUGCAUUAAAGAAUGAAGA